Messenger RNA from Hypanus sabinus (Atlantic stingray), 6964 nucleotides. Its product is annotated as dnaJ homolog subfamily A member 4-like. Bases 194 to 1384 code for a protein of 396 amino acids. Gene Ontology annotation, molecular function: ATP binding; Hsp70 protein binding. The record is from RefSeq and is a predicted model, not a curated record. Gene Ontology annotation, cellular component: cytoplasm; cytosol. The transcript has 7 exons. Gene Ontology annotation, biological process: response to heat; protein refolding. NCBI's taxonomy places the organism in Eukaryota, Metazoa, Chordata, Chondrichthyes, Myliobatiformes, Dasyatidae.
CCGCGCGAAUCCGGAACCAGCGGGCGGCGAGGAUAAAGGCCGCGCGCCGGGGAGGAGCGGGGCGAAUCGAGAACCUUCCAGCAGCCGGCGAAUAAAGGCUGGUCGCUGAGCGGCGAACCCGCUUCAACUCGUCGCGGGAAGGAACCGCGUCCAGCGGCCGGGGCAGUGAUCGAUCGGCCUCUGCAGAGCGGCAAUGGUGAAGGAGACGGGCUACUACGACACCCUGGGUGUCAAACCCGACGCCUCCCCGGACGAGAUCAAGAAGGCGUAUCGGAAGCUGGCGCUGAAAUACCACCCCGACAAAAACCCGGGCGAGGGCGAAAGGUUCAAACUUAUAUCACAAGCCUAUGAGGUUUUAUCAGAUCCCAAGAAGCGCGACAUCUAUGACCAAGGUGGUGAGCAAGCCAUUAAAGAAGGAGGAGUAGGGGGUGGUGGCUUCUCCUCGCCCAUGGACAUCUUCGACAUGUUCUUUGGUGGUGGUGGCAGAAUGCAAAGGGAGAAAAGAGGCAAGGACGUUGUUCACCAGUUGGCUGUUUCACUUGAAGAUCUUUACAAUGGGGCCACAAGGAAGUUGGCAUUGAAGAAAAAUGUAAUUUGUGACAAAUGUGAUGGUUUAGGAGGCAAGAAAGGAGCUGUGGAAAAGUGUGCAAAUUGCAAAGGCCGAGGGAUUGAAAUCCAUGUUCAACAAAUUGGACCGGGUAUGGUGCAGCAGAUUCAGACAAUGUGCUCAGAAUGCCAUGGACAAGGUGAACAGAUUAAUCCAAAAGACCGAUGUAAGAAUUGUAAUGGACGCAAAAUUGUGAAAGAGAGAAAAAUAUUAGAAGUUCAUGUGGACAAAGGUAUGCAAGAUGGCCAGAAGAUAACCUUCCGUGGAGAAGGGGAUCAGGAGCCGGGAUUAGAACCUGGUGAUGUCAUCAUUGUGCUUGAUCAAACAGAACAUGAAAUGUUCCGAAGACAUGGAAAUGACUUGGUCAUGAAGAUGGAAAUAUUACUAGUGGAAGCUUUGUGUGGUUUCAGAAAAACAAUAGAAACACUUGACAAGAGAAUGCUUCUGAUUAGUUCAAAAUCAGGUGAAGUUGUGAAAGAGGGCAGCCUUAAAUGUGUUUAUAAUGAAGGAAUGCCUAUUUAUAGAGACCCAUUUGAAAAAGGUCAACUGAUCAUACAGUUUUCGGUGAAGUUUCCACCACAUGGAUGGAUUUCACAAGAAAAUUUGAUUGAAUUGGAACAUCUGCUUCCACCACGUCAAGAACUAAUAGUCACCGACGAUAUGGAGCAUGUGGAGUUAACAGAAUUUAGUCCAGAACAGCAGCGCAGAAAUUAUAGUGGGGAAGCAUAUGAAGAAGAUCAAAGACCUAGAGGUGGUGUUCAAUGUCAAACUUCUUAAUGAAGAGUAAAUGUUUGAGGGGUGAAAUAGACUUUGCAAUGCAUCAAAACUAUUUUAUUAUUCUAAAAAGCAUUGCUUUGGUUAUCCAGGAAUAUAAGAGAUUUCAUGUGCAUCGUAUACUUGAAAAACAAAGUGGUAGUUUGUUUCCCUUUUCAUUGUGGUGUCAAAGAAUACCUACAUUUUUUAAGGAUUUGUGUGUAUUGAAGCACUGUGUAUUUUGUCUUAGUCUAAAACAUGAAUAUCUAAAUAUGGACCUAAACAUAAAGUGUAUUUCUAAGGGUCAUGAUGUCAUAACUGGUAUUAAACAUAGGAUUAUCAAAUAAUGGUUUGAUGUCUUUGUCUUCCACUGUUAAACUGGGCUAUUUACAGUUGUAAGAAGUUUGCAGUUACCUGGUUUUCAGUAUUAAUUACUGUGUGGUCUGAUCUUCAUCUAAGUCACAAUAAUAGACAAACACCAAGCUAAGACCAACAAUUGUACUUCUCAUCAACACUGAGUACACUAUUUAAACAAUCACGGUCUAGAAUCAAAAAACAGGUGAACCUCCUGGGGUAAUGCCUUCUACAAAAGCUACUUGGAGUUAGAUGUAAUAAUCAAUGAGAUGAAAUUGGAAAUAGGAGGUGGGGGUUAUAGAGGUUUCCUGCCCUAUAUUUUAAAAAAGGACAAAGUCAGGAUAUUGCUCUUCAAGAAAGAUCUGUUAAUGUGCACCAUGCUUUGUUCAAAACAACUUUCAGAAGACCUUAUAAUUGUAGAGAUGAAUAAAGCUGGAAAAGGCUACAAAAGCAUUUCUAAAGACCUGAGUGUUUAUCAGAUCACUGUGCAAAUGGAGCAAAUUCAAUACUGUCGCUACUCUCCCCAAGAGUGGUGUCGUGCAAAGAUCACACCAGGAGCAUAACAUGCAAUCCUGAAGGAGGUAAAAAUGAACCCAAACAUUGCUGUAUGUCUCAAGUUUGCAAAAGGCCACCUCAAUGGCCCACAAUGUUUCCGGGCCAAUGUUCUGUGGGCAGAUGAGACAAAAGUUGAAUGUUUUGGUAGAAAAGCACACAACUAUACUUGCUGGAGGAAAAAGGGCACUAUACAAUGCUAAAACCUCAUCCCAAAUGUAAAGUAUGGUGGAAGGAGCAUCAUGAUUUGGGGCUGUUUUGCUGCCUCAGGGCCAGGACAUUAUUGAGGGAAUAAUGAAUUGUAUCAAGACAUUUUACAGGAGAAUGUCAUGGUAGCAGUCAUCACCUGAAGCUUAAUAGAAGUUGGAUGACACAACAAGAAAAUGAUCUGAAACACAAAAGUAAAUCAACAGUAUGGUCAUGUUUUGGAAUGGCCAAGUCAGUCUAGACCUUGACCCAAUUGAGAUGCUGUGGCAUGACCUGGAAGAGGGCUGUUCAUGCAAGGUAUCCCAGAAAUUUGAAAUUUUCUAUGGAAUAGUCUAAAAUUCCUCUUUGCCAGGUAGAGGUUAUUGCUGCUAAAGGAGGUUCUACCAGUCAAUAAAUACAGGGUUCACAUUGUUUUACCAGCCUGGACUGUGAAUGAUAAAACGAUGUGUUCAAUAAAUACAUGAGCAGUACAAUUCUUUGUGUGUUAGUAUUUUAGGUGGAUUGUGUUUGUUUAUUAUUGUGACAUAGAUGAAGAUCAGACCAUAUUUUAUGAAUAAUUAAUGCAGAAAACAAGGUUCACAAUGCAGAAGGUUCACAAACUUUUUCUUGCAAAUGUUCAUGUGUUUGCUAGGACCCCUGCUUAAAGAAUGAAUGCCUAAAGCUGAUCUAACCAUCAAGAUGCCAUAAAUAAGUAAAUACCCUUAAACACUCACACUUUAAAAGUUAAAUUAACUUCUACAGCUGAUGUACUGGGCAGACAUUACAUGAGAUGAAGUUAGAUUGUGCUUGAUGUGAUGCAUGUCCAAGGUUGUAGAGGCUGGACUAGGGGGAGGGGUGGUGGAGAACACCAACGGUUAACGGUAGUGAAGCUGCUCAAAGUAGAAAAUAACUAAGAUGCAAGAAUGUAGGUAUUUACUGCUGGUAGUCAUUAACAUAGAAGUGCUAUAAUUUGAAGUGGCAUGUUAAACAUAUACAUUUGUAAAAUACUUAAUGAUUACUGUUUGGUGAGGGUGGUUGUUGUGUAGGCUCCUCCCUCUUCCAAGGGAGCACCCCUUUGAUGGCAAAGACAGAGGUGUGAGGGUACUGCAGAACUGUGGAGGAAACACUGGACAAAAAUGUCUUUGCACCAUUAUCCAAAAAGUAAAUAAUCCAAACAGUCACUAUGAACUGUCUUAUGGAAUAGGGGAAAUUAAAGGAGUAAGACAAUAGUCAGGAGAUCGAGGACUGCAUUUGGAGGUUUCACAAUAAAAAAAAUGUGUGAAACAGACUUUAGGUAGGCAGACAAAGAACAUUUACCAAACUUAAUGGAAAACUGGGAGCUCCGGUGGAGCAUUAGAAUAUAGAUACGGCACAGAAACAGGCCAUUCGGCCCAUGACCUGUACCAGCUAAAAAGCAAAUCAAAACCAAACAUUAAUCCCUCCUAUCUACACCAUAUCCACCUCCAGGUCUAUCCUAAUGUCUCUUUAAAAAGCCUCUAAUGUAGUUGACUAUACCGCCAUUCCAGACAUUCACGACUCGAGCAGAAAACUUACCCCUCACAUCCUCUUUGAACCUAUCCUCUCUCACCUUCAAUGCCCUCUGGUGUUAAGACAUUUCAACCCUGGGAACCAGUUUCUGUCCACUCUAUCUAUGCCUUACAUAAUCUUAUAAAUCAGUAUCCUAGAUCUUCCCUCGGUCCUCACCACUCCAGAGAAAACAACCCAAGUAUAUCCAGCCUCUCAUGAUAGCACAUGCACAGGCAUCCAGGUAAACCUCUUCUGUACCCUCUCCAAAGCCUGAACAUCUUGUAGUGGGGUGAUCAGAACUGUAUGCAAUAUUCCAGAUGUGCCAAAGUUGCAACAUCUUGACUUUUGAAGUCAGUGCCUCAACUAAUAAAAGCAAGCAUUCCAUAAGUCACCUUAACCACCCUUUCAACCUGUCUAGCCACUUUCAAGGAGCUAUGAACUUGGAUCCUAAAAUCAUCUGCUCAUUAACACUGUUAAGGGUCUUGCACUGUCUCCUUGCAUUUACCCUACUGAGGCACAACACCUCACUCUUAUCUGGGUUAAACUCCACGCCAUUUCUCAGCUCAUAUCUGCAACUGAUCUCUAUCAUGUUGUACCCUUCACCAGUCUUCUGCACUGUCUAUAACUCCACUAACCUUGGUAUCAUCUGCAAAAUUACUAACCCACUAUUCUACAUUUUCAUCAAGGUCAUUUAUAUACAUUACAAACAGCAGAGGUCUCAGCACAGAUCCCUGUGGAACACCACUAAUUACAGACCUCCAAUCCAACCACUCCCCUAUCUUCAAGCUAGUUCUGAAACAAUACAGCCAAUUCACCACAGAUCUCGAGCAUCUUAAUUUUCUGGAUUAACCUCACGAGGGACCUUGUCAAAUGCCUUACUAAAAUCCACAUAGGCGACACGCACUACCCUACCUUCAUCAGUUUCUCUCAUCACCUUGUAAGAAAACUCAAAUCAAGUUGGCAGGGCACAGCCUGCCACACACAAAGCCAUGCUAGCUCUCCCUAAUUAGGCCAUGGGUUCUAAAUGCUCAUAUAUCCGAUCCCUCCAGCAAUUUCCCUACAACGGACGUGAGACUCACUGAGGAUUUUCCUUGUUUCCUUCUUUAAUAGGGGUACAACAUUAGCUACCUGCUAGCCCUCUAGGACCUCACCUGUACUGUGCGAGGACAUGAAGAUUCUGGUCAAGGGCUCAGCAAUCUCAUCUCUUGCUCCUUCAAUAACCUGGGGUAAAUCCCAUCAGGGCCUGGUGACUUAUACACUCAGCACUGAUCUCCUGGCCCCUCAUAUCAUUUCCCUUGGUAUCUACUGAAGCUAAGUACUUCACUCACAUUCUAUGCAUCCAAGCAAAUGUUCCCCUCCUUAUCUUCUCCCUAGUUAUUCUCUUGUUCUUGAUGCAUGCAUAAAAUGCCUUGGGAUUCACCUUAGUCCUACUUGCCAAGGACUUUAUAUGGCCCAUCCUAGCUUUCCUAAUUCCCUUCUUUAAAUUCUUUACUGGCUUUAUACUCCUCAUGUGUUUUGUUUGAUUCUAACUUCUGAAGCACAGCAACUUCCUUUUACUUUUUGACUAAAUUCAUCACUUUUCUGGACAUCUAAGUUUUUCCCAUCUUUCCAUCACCAUCCUUUCUUCUAACAGGAACAUACUUUUCCUGUACUCUGUGCAAUUGAUUUUUAAACAUCCUCCACAUGUCUGAUGUGGAUUUGCCAGAAAAAAAAAAAAGGUGUUUCCAAUCAACUCUUAGUUCCUGCCUAAUGCCCUCGUAUUUUGUCCUCCAAUCUAAAACUCUCUUGCAGGACCAUACCUAUCCUAAUCUAUAGCUAUUCUGAAAGUUACAGAUUUUGUGUCACUAUUCACCCACUGAAAGGUCAGUCACUCAGCCAGGCUCAUUACUCAACACCAGUCCAGUACAGCCUUUCCACCCCUUGGACCAUCCACACAUUGAUUUAAGAAACCUUCCUGGAUACACUCAAGUUUUGCCCCAUUAAGAAGGUCCCAGUUUAUAUUAGGAAGGUUGAAAUCCCCCAUGACAACUGUUAUUUUUACAUAUUUGCUUAAUUGAUUCCAUAUCUUACUCAUUGUUCUGGUGGCAAUGUGGCAACGUUGGGGGGGGGGGGGGUCUGUAGUAUAAUCCCAUAGUAUGAUUGCCCUUUCCUAUUCCUUAGUUCUACCAAAAUGGUCUCAUUGUCUGACCCUUCCAUUAUGUCUCACAAGUGUAUCUGUCAUUUGUCCCUGAUUAAGAGUACCUCCCCCCCCUUUACCUCAUCUUUCCUAAAACUUCAAAAACCUGGUAUAUUAAUCACCCAUUCCUGCCCCUCUCUCAACUAAGUUUCAGAAAUGACUACAACAUUGUAGUUCCAUGUACUGAUCCAUGCUCUAUGUUUAUCACCGUUACCCGUAAUGCUCCCCAACAUUAAAAUAUACACAAUUUAAACUAUCCUAACCAUCAUACCUGUUAUUUCAAUACUUUCCCCGACAUCUACCUUCUGGUCCAAUCCUUCCCAUACUGACCUGGGGCUCUGGUUGAUUCUUAAUCUGAAUAGAAAUACAUUACCUUUUCUUUCUCCCCUGAUGUUCAGUCCAUAGUUCUUCCUACACUCACCCCAGCCCUCUUUCCCUCUCAACUGCACAUCAGCUUUCCAUUGGUUUCAGUAUUCCACAUACCUUUCCUACCUCAGCCUUUCAUUGUUCCCAGUUUCUGUAACUAUUUCAACUUUCCCCUCCACAGUCUGCCUAUUACUCCUUACCUAGGUCCACUUAUUUUCCAACACCUUUACAUGCUAAUUUUUAGUACUGAUGAAAGGACCAAACUGAAUGAUAGUUAAUGGGUAGCAAAAAUUCUGUAGCCAAUUUCAGUUCUAUGUCACUCUUGGGAUUCUUACAAGAUUUGUCUUCAUAGUCAUUUUGCUCAAGUGUCAUUACAAUUACAUAUCAAAAUAAAACUUAGAAACAGACAAGUAAUAUUGACAUUUUUAAAAGGACACUCAAUA